This is a messenger RNA of Archocentrus centrarchus (flier cichlid), 2405 nucleotides long. RefSeq lists its product as uncharacterized. NCBI's taxonomy places the organism in Eukaryota, Metazoa, Chordata, Actinopteri, Cichliformes, Cichlidae. The transcript is spliced from 4 exons. Bases 72 to 824 code for a protein of 250 amino acids. The record is from RefSeq and is a predicted model, not a curated record.
AACAACACAAACCCAACGGAAAGAGUGGACACUUCUUCUACUGUAACUCUAUCAGAGAACGACAGCGAGAGAUGGAUCCUGUGGCUUUGUUGAUGUGGAACAGCAUCUGUGUCUGCCUUUCUUUGACCAGUCUUAUCUUCUGUUGGGUGUGUUGUUUGGUGCAAAGGGGUCAAGCUCCCAUCAUCUACUACGCAAACCUUCUCUUCUCCAAUCUAAUCCAGCCCUGCGCCGUCAUCGUUAUAAUGGCAAAAGGAGAUGGCCACACAACCUUCACUACUGCUGCUGCUAUUAACUACACUGGUGUGCUGGCCAGUCUUUACUUCAAGAUGUGGAUUGUUCUGGACAGGUAUUUUUAUAUUGCCUAUCCACUGGUGGACUGUAUCAGACAAACUAAGGGUUCUGUGCUGGUCUGUGUUCUGGUCUGGGUCCUUUGUGUUAUUACUGCCCCUCUUGCCAUAUUUCUGGAUCAGUUUUUAUGUAUCCUUAUUUCUGCCCUCCUCCCUGCCCCCCUGUUCAUCUUCAGUCUAGCUGGGACUAUCAAAAUCCUGCCUGCGGCCACCUCAGUGCCCAUUGAGGAAAAACGAAGAAUUUUAGGAAUGUCGGUUCUGUUGCUGCUGAAUUACUUUCUGAUGACCCUUCCUGUAAUCGUCUGUUACAUUUUACAUUUUCGUCUCUUUGACACGUUAUGGUUUCUGUUUCUGACCUGUCCUCUUAUGGACUUAAGUCUGUUUUUUCUCAUGGGAAAAGGAGUUUUUGACAAGCUGCUAGCAUGUCUGUGUUACCGCGGUAUGGACGACGCUGCGGCAGAUCAUCCUUUUGACUGAAGCUGGCUUCAUAUCAGCAGAGAAAAAAAAAAAAGGACAGUAAAUGGGAGACAUACAGAGGAGCUAAAAAGAGUCGGGGGGGAAAGUGAACACCCUCCAACAGCAGAUUAGCUUCAGGUAUUUUUGAAGUGCUGCUCUCAGCUGGAGCAUCUCUGGCUGUCGACCACCUGAAAUCCAGUUCACAGUCAGUUUGCAUCCAGGAAGCAUUAUUUUGUUUAUCAACCUGAUGAAAUGUUACAUUUUUUUCAUAUAUUCAUCUCUGAAUACCUCAUAUAUUUAGAUAAUAAACACAGAAAGAGCAUCUUUACUUUCUUUUGACCUUUUAAUAGUUUAGCAAGUUUCCCGCUUAUAUAUAAUUAUUAACAACACUUCAUUAUAUUGCUUUAUUUUUGUGUUCAGAUAAUAUAGUCAGUUAUAUUGAAGUUAAACUCUAAAAAUGAAUUCUCUGUUUACUCUUGGUCAGUUUAAAGCCAUAAUUAGACAAUUAGAAACCAGGUAGCUUCUGCUGACUCUGUGGACACUGGGUUUGGUCACAGUGAACAGAACAUUAAGUCCAUUUAUUGAAUUAUGGUCAUUCUGCAGGUCAGAAAGGCGAAGAAUCCAGGAUAUGAUUAUUGGCUAACCUGUCAAUUACAACUAAUCAAUCACCCACCAAUUGCUCAUCAUAUUAGGUUUCAAAACACCAGGAUGGCGACAGUGAAAACGCUCAGCACAAGGCUUCACAGCUGUACGAACCAGUGAGUGAUGUCAUGAUGGCUACGCCCAUCUUUUACACUGUCUAUGGUUAAUCCUUGCAAGCUCCCAUGUUAAAAGGCAUUAAAAUAAUGCAGGCCUUUUUGGAUAGUUUCCCCUGCACAAUUACCCUACAGGGGGUGAGUUCUUAAUAUAAUGUCUCCACCUGGAUACUGGAGUUACAGGCAGCUGAAGCCACAGACUGUAUGAAUAUAAUUAGAUGUAGCUGACUGCUGUUUUCUAGGCCUCCCAUAGGCUAACUGGAGUCACUGAACUGGACCUCUUCACUGUGUUUAUAUUACUGGUGCUGUCAUGGUCCUGGGCCAUGUGCCCAGCAUUUUGUGUUUAGUUCAUUUAGGUUCUGUUUUCAUUGAGUUUUUUUUAUGUUUCCCAGUUUGCAUUUGGUUUUGAUUCUUUGUUCGUUACAGUUUCUUGUCCUGUUAUUACUUAUUAUUUGCAUAUUAUUCCUGUUUCCUUGUGUACUUUUCAUCCCCGUGUCUCUGUGCUCCAGUGUCUGUGCCGUUGCUCUUUUUUCGUGUGUUUUGUUCCCAAUGUUGUGACGAGUCUGCGUCUCUGUCCCUCUGCUUAUGUGUUUCCUGUUUUACUUUGUCAGUCUUCGUCACUUAUGCUGUGUUUAGUUUUACUUCCUGUCUCUUGUGCUUCCCACCUGUUCCCUGUUCCCUUGUUAAUCUUUGUGUAUAUAUAUUGUUUGUGUUUUUCCCUGGUCCCUUGUUGUGUCGUUGUCAGUGUUUCCUCGCUGUGUGUAACCCUGCUCCUUUGUUUAGUAUUUAGUUCUGGCACCCGUCCACCCCCAGUUUUACUCUUAUUGUUUCCUUGUCAUUAUUUCAA